Messenger RNA from Drechmeria coniospora, 1116 nucleotides. RefSeq lists its product as uncharacterized. Gene Ontology annotation, molecular function: rRNA methyltransferase activity; histone H2AQ104 methyltransferase activity; RNA binding. Gene Ontology annotation, biological process: box C/D sno(s)RNA 3'-end processing; rRNA methylation. Gene Ontology annotation, cellular component: box C/D methylation guide snoRNP complex; small-subunit processome. The record is from RefSeq and is a predicted model, not a curated record. The transcript has 3 exons. NCBI's taxonomy places the organism in Eukaryota, Fungi, Ascomycota, Sordariomycetes, Hypocreales, Ophiocordycipitaceae. Bases 1 to 1116 code for a protein of 371 amino acids.
AUGGCAUUCGGUGCUCGAGGCGGUGCAUCGCGAGGCGGCCCCCGCGGUGGUGGUGGCAUGCGAGGUGGUGCUCGCGGAGGUCGCGGUGGCUUCGGCGGCUUUGGUGGGCGAGGCGGUGCUGGCGGCGCUCGCGGAGGACCUCGAGGUGGCGGCCGUGGUGGAGGCAUGCGAGGAGGCGCUGGUCGCGGUGGCCGUGGUGGUCCCCGUGGAGGCAUGAAGCCUGGCAUGAAGGGCGGUGCCAAGGUUGUCGUGGAGGAUGGCCUGGCUACGCGCAACAUGGUUCUGAACGAAUCGGUCUAUGGCGAGAAGCGAAUCCAGCACGACGAGACUGUCCAGAACGAUGAUGGCACAACCACUACCACCAAGGUCGAGUACCGAAUGUGGAACCCCUUCCGAAGCAAACUUUGCGCCGCCAUCGCCGGUGGUGCCGACGAAAUCUACAUGCGACCUGGCUCCCGUGUUCUGUAUAUCGGUGCCGCCUCUGGAACUUCCGUUUCACACGUUUCCGACCUUGUCGGCCCUACCGGAUACGUAUACGCCGUCGAAUUCUCGUCUCGAUCCGGCCGCGACCUCAUUGCCAUGGCAUCGAAACGCACCAACGUGGUUCCUAUCGUCGAGGAUGCCCGUCAGCCCGCCCGCUACCGCAUGAUAGUACCAAUGGUUGACGUCAUUUUUGCCGACGUUGCCCAGCCAGAUCAAGCCCGUAUCGUUGCCAUGAACGCCAACUGGUUCUUGAAAGCUGGCGGCGGCGUGCUCAUUUCCAUCAAGGCCAACUGCAUCGAUUCUACUGCGCCUCCGGCUGAGGUAUUCGCUGCCGAGGUCAACAAGAUGAGAGCCGAGCACAUCAAGCCCAAGUUCCAACUUACGCUUGGUGAGUAUACCAUAUCCGGAUCUGUUUCUGCGACGUUGCAAACUGACUUGGUAUCCAAGAACCUUUCGAGCGCGACCAUUGCCUGGUUGCCGGUGUGUACGAACGCCACCAAUAAGGAGACUUGCCUGGAUGGCUCAGAGUCUAUCCUCAUAAUUCUUAUUUCACAGGCUUCAUUUGAUUCCCCACACCUAAAUCGCUUGAUCAUCCUGAGCUCCUUGAGCAUAUCACAGUCAUGUAUGCUUUGA